Molecule: messenger RNA, 1324 nt
Organism: Tripterygium wilfordii
Lineage: Eukaryota; Viridiplantae; Streptophyta; Magnoliopsida; Celastrales; Celastraceae
Product: protein EXORDIUM-like 2
Exons: 1
Coding region: 57-983 (308 amino acids)
Source: RefSeq, a predicted model, not a curated record
UUCUCUUCACUUGCAAUUCUCUCUACCAAGAUUUUUCAAAAAGACUACCCUUGGAAAUGGCUUCUAUUUACCAUUCUACCAUUCUCCUUCUCCUUCUUCUGCUUCCUCUCUGCUUUCUCACUCCUCCUCCUGUUUCCGCUACCCGAAAACUCACUGCUCUUGUUGAGCAGCAACCGCUUGUACUUAAAUACCAUAACGGUGCGCUCUUGAAAGGCAACAUCACCGUUAAUCUAGUCUGGUACGGGAAGUUCACGCCCGUUCAGCGGUCGGUGAUCGUCGACUUCAUAAACUCUCUGAACUACAACGGGGCCCCACUCCCUUCCACCGCAUCUUGGUGGAAAACAACCGCCAAGUACCGUGGUGGUCCCUCCAUCAUCACCGUCGGGAAACAAACCCUCCUCGAAGACUACUCUCUGGGAAAAGUCCUCAAGAACUCCUACUUGCCCGCUCUAGCUUCCAAGGCGAACUUCCUGAACUCGAUCAACGUUGUUCUCACUGCCAAGGACGUCGCCGUCGACGGAUUCUGUAUGUCCCGGUGUGGGACCCAUGGGUCAACUCGCCCGACUGGAGGGUUGAAACGGGGUGCGUAUGUCUGGGUCGGUAACUCGGAGACUCAGUGUCCGGGCCAAUGCGCCUGGCCUUUCCACCAGCCCAUUUACGGCCCACAGACACCGCCUUUAGUCGCCCCUAACGGAGACGUCGGAGUUGACGGUAUGAUCAUAAACUUGGCAACCGUGUUGGCUAACGCCGUCACGAACCCGUUUAACCAAGGUUACUUCCAAGGCCCUCCUACUGCACCGCUGGAGGCGGUGUCUGCUUGCACGGGUCUGUUCGGGUCCGGAGCGUACCCGGGAUAUCCGGGUCAGUUGUUAGUGGAUAAGGUCACGGGCGCGAGCUAUAACGCGCACGGGGUUAACGGGAGAAAAUAUUUGUUGCCCGCCAUGUGGGAUCCGCAGACGAGCGCGUGCAAGACACUCGUGUGAGAGAGAAGGUGGAAUUGUACACGUGGCUUAAAAUUUUCUUAUGUGUAUGUUAGAAGAUAAGGACGGACUACGGGGUGGGGAGGUGUAUGGGCUGAAGAUGGGGGUUUGGCUUUAUGUUUUGUCGUUUUGUCUGACGUGUAAAUUCGCUUUGCAUGAAGAAUGUGAAAAAUAGUAGGAAAUGAAAAUACAAAUAAAAAUAAUAUUUUAUUGAAAAAGGGAGGCCAAAGUGGAUUGGGUUUACCUGAGUCUCGUUGGAGUGGUAAUGAUGGUAUAUAUCACCCUUCCAGAGUUUGAAUUCUCCUCUCCAUUUUAAUAGAAGUGUAUUGGGUAUGUGUUUUUUU